AUACUGCCUGCAAAUAUGGUUCGUCUCCCUCACUGUGACUCAAAGCUUAAAUACACAUUCUGUGAGUAUGCUGCCCUAAUACGAACUACUUGUAUUGACCCCAAUAACCGUUUCAAUCUGGUUUCCAUCGUAUCAUUUUGUAUGUUAUUUGUCACUUUCUUUUUUAUUUGCCUGACAUACUUUUGGAUAAUAAUCUUUGUGAAAAUAUCCUCAAAUAGUGACAAAAUUAAAAUGAGCAGCACUUGUUUGAGUCACUUAAUCGUGGUAUCAUUUUAUUACUGUCCUUUAUUUAUCACCAUUGUUUUCACCAGACUAGGCGUAGUAUUAAAUCUUGAGACUCGCCAGGGUUUAACGAUCGGUUCCAUCGUUGUUCACCCUCUUUUAAAUCCUUUGGUGUACUGUCUUAGGACAAAAGAAAUACAAUUUAAGAUAAUUAGGAUAUUCAAAAAAGUUUAG
Molecule: messenger RNA, 456 nt
Organism: Etheostoma cragini (Arkansas darter)
Lineage: Eukaryota; Metazoa; Chordata; Actinopteri; Perciformes; Percidae
Product: olfactory receptor 8H2-like
Exons: 1
Coding region: 16-456 (146 amino acids)
Biological process (GO): G protein-coupled receptor signaling pathway
Cellular component (GO): membrane
Molecular function (GO): olfactory receptor activity
Source: RefSeq, a predicted model, not a curated record